AGUACCGUAUGUCAUAUUUUAAAACAGGCCUGGUUCUCAACACUAUAUUUCAGCUUUAUGACCACACACCACACCUUCUAUUAAUUGACUCCAUCAUUCAUCGAGAAAGAGAGGUGGGAAUAGACACGAAGUUAACACAGAAGAAGGUGGAACUUCAGGCAUGCUCUUCAGCUCAUCAGGAUGAACACAAAAAGGUUGCUGAUUUUGAGUUCUGGGACACCUCUGAAGAUACGCAGUCUAAUGAGUUUAAGAUGAGACAAAGUGAACAGCCAAAAUGGAAACCUGAGUUUCUGGGUGAAGUGAACAUGCACAUUUUUGAAGAUUGGUGUGGAGGAUCUGUGGCUCAACUAAGGAAGAAUGAGUUGUUUCCUUUUUUCCCCCAUGCACGUACCACGAUCAAACGGCUUGCUCUCUAUCCUGGAUGGGAAAACUAUGGAUUGAGAAUCUUUGGAUACAUUCAUCCUAUCAUCAGUGGAGAAUACAUUUUUGCCAUUGCCUCUGAUGAUAACUCAGAGUUCUGGCUGAGUUCGGAUGAAAAGAUCAAAAAUCUCAAACUUGUGGCUUACCUGGGCAAGGUUGGAAAUGAAUGGGCUGCACCAGGGGAAUAUGAGAAAUUUUCAUCUCAGAUAUCUGAGCCUAUAGUGCUCUCAAAAAUGCAACAAUAUUACUUUGAAAUCAUCUACAAGCAAAGUGAAGCAAUGGAUCAUGUGGAGCUUGCUUGGCGUCUCAACAAAGAGAACAGCAAUUUUGAAGUUAUUACCUCGGAGUUUCUGUCACUCUACAGUGAUGAGUCUUCACUACUGCCAGUGGACAAUGACCUAAUCCCGCUCACAGCAGCUAGUCAAAAGUUGAGUUCUGAUUCCACCUCUAAACCUGAAGUGGACAUGGUCAGAGAAGACCCACGAGACACCAUUUACAAAAUACCACUGCUGCCGAAGUCCCAUUUGGAAGAUGUGUUUCCGAAAUGUGCUUACUAUCCUAUUUACAGAUAUGAGAAUCCAAGCAUUGAGAGAUACGAUGGUAUAAAUCAUGUUCGUUACACAUCAGUGUACCCAAACGACUACACAAGGCUUGCUAAUGAGGACAUGAAGGAACAGCUGUGCUUUUACGAAAAGGAUGAAGUAUAUGAGCAGGGAAAUGGGUUUGGUCAAUAUCUGAAAUUUGAAAAAGGAGAAGACAGCAAAGAGCCUAAUAUUAACAAGCCAAAGUGGAAGCAGCUCUUCAAUGUAAAGGCUGUGGAGUUCCAUUCGAAGCAGAGUGAUUUAGUUGUCCACACCUGCAAGAGAGCUGGAAAUAUCAUACUGACCCAAAAAGAAGCCAUUCCUUUAAUUAAAGCCUUCACGAAUCAACUGAAGUUAGCCGAGAACACCAGUGAUCUGGUCCUGAAACGAGUAUUAAACAUUGAAAAGAAGACAAGGGCUGAUGUGGGUAGUCGCUACCUGAUGGAGAUGGAGAUGGAAAAUAAAGAGGGGAAGAAUGUUCUUAUCUCUCAAUAUUAUUACUCCACAUCUAACCAAAAUUAUCCAGAAUUACCGGGUCUCUGCAGCCCAGCAGACUUCAACUGGAACCCAGAAGUCAAAGUCCAUGUUAUUCUGACAGUUAAAAACCAGGGGAGAUGGGUCAUUUAUUUCAUCAGAGAAAUGGAGAAAGUGUAUGAAAUGACAGGAGACAAAAACUUCAAUGUCAUCAUUGUAGACUACAACAGCACUGAUGUUGAUAUUGAGAAGGAACUGAAAAACGCAAAUUUACCAAGCUACCAGUUUAAAAGCUUAGGUGGACAUUUUGCCAAAUCUGAAGGAAUUCAAGCUGGAGUUGAUCUUGUUGAAGAUAACAACUCUCUUUUGUUCAUGUGUGACCUGCACAUCCACUUUCCUCCAUCAAUAAUAGACAAUGUGCGUAAACACUGCGUACAAGGGAAAGUUGCAUAUGCUCCUGUCGUGAUGAGACUGGGAUGUGGAGCUACAGUACAAGCUCCCGCAGGUUUCUGGGAAACUGAGGGCUAUGGUCUGGUGGGGAUUUACAAAUCAGACAUGGACCGAAUUGGAGGCAUGAAUGUUAAAGAAUUCACAGACAAGUGGGGAGGAGAAGACUGGGAGCUGCUGGACAGAAUCCUACUGCACAAGCUGGAGGUGGAACGACUGCAUCUGAGGAAUUUUGCACACUUCUUUCAUUCAAAAAGGGGCAUGUGGAACAUGCCAUGAAGCUCGUUUCUGGUCUACUUUAUGACACUAGGCAAUGGUGAUAUUGUACUAUUUAGAGUCUGCAUAGUACUAUGUACAGAACCCUCCAUUAUUAUUGCCACCUGUUGUAAAGAUUAGUAAAAAGGUUUAGAAAAAAAAUUUACCUUAUGAUGAAGUCACUUCAACUCACACUGGGAAAAAAAUUAGAAAAAUCCAACCUUUAAUUGAAAUAAAUUUAUUCAAAGAAAAACAAAUCCUUCAUCAAGAAAUAAUUAAUAAAACUUUCAACAAAAACACACGUGCCACGAUUACUUGCUCCCCUGGAAGGAUUAUUUACACCCUAUAUAGUGCACUCAUAUAGAGAUUUGACGGAAAUAAAAAAAUGGAGACAGAAAGCCGAGAAUACAUUGAACUUCCAGUGUCAGUAGUGAUAGAUGGAGACAGUGCCAAUGGUGGGAAGAAUUUCAACAAUCAUCAUCAGGGCAAAAAUGUAAAAUGAAUGACAGGCAGGAAAGUAAUUUUGUACAUACCAUUCAAAGGUUUGGACACACUUAUUAAUUAAUUUUUUUCCUUAUUUGUAUUCAUUAAAAUACACUUACUUUAUUAAAGUAAUAAUGGAUGUAAUUUCACUUUACUUAAUUGAAUGGUUCUUAGCAUUAUAUAGAUAUACAUAAUAUCCAUCCAUCCAUCCAUUACCUGUAGCCGCUUAUCCUGUUCUACAGGGUCGCAGGCAAGCUGGAGCC
Messenger RNA from Neoarius graeffei (lesser salmon catfish), 2923 nucleotides. Its product is annotated as beta-1,4-N-acetylgalactosaminyltransferase 3-like. Gene Ontology annotation, cellular component: Golgi cisterna membrane. The transcript has 22 exons. Gene Ontology annotation, molecular function: acetylgalactosaminyltransferase activity. The coding region runs from base 9 to 2201 and encodes 730 amino acids. The record is from RefSeq and is a predicted model, not a curated record. NCBI's taxonomy places the organism in Eukaryota, Metazoa, Chordata, Actinopteri, Siluriformes, Ariidae.